This is a messenger RNA of Hypanus sabinus (Atlantic stingray), 3954 nucleotides long. RefSeq names its product bcl-2 homologous antagonist/killer-like. NCBI's taxonomy places the organism in Eukaryota, Metazoa, Chordata, Chondrichthyes, Myliobatiformes, Dasyatidae. The coding region runs from base 79 to 708 and encodes 209 amino acids. Gene Ontology annotation, molecular function: protein heterodimerization activity; protein homodimerization activity. The transcript is spliced from 7 exons. The record is from RefSeq and is a predicted model, not a curated record. Gene Ontology annotation, cellular component: mitochondrial outer membrane. Gene Ontology annotation, biological process: extrinsic apoptotic signaling pathway in absence of ligand; intrinsic apoptotic signaling pathway in response to DNA damage; regulation of apoptotic process.
GAGAGCUCGGAGCGAGUGGGUGAGAGUGACGCUGCUGGCGGCCGUCGCUAUCCCGACUGCAGAAGGAACUGCAACAUCAUGGCAUCUGGAAAGAAUCGUGAGUCAUGCAGGUCAUGUUCAUCAUAUGGGAAAAAGACCAAUGAGAUUGAUACAGAGCAGAAGCAGGAGGAGGAAAUGGAGCACGUUUUUCAGAAUAAUGUCUGCUGCCAACAUCAGAAUGAGGUAGAAGAGGAUCUAAGCAAUGGUGUGACAAUGCCUGGGGCAUCAGAUGUGGACGAGUGGCAGACACAUUCCAGUUCCUCUGUGGAAAUAGGGAGUCAGCUGGCAAUUAUUGGAGAUGAGCUCAAUAAUCAGAAGAUUAGAGAAUCUCAAGAUGUGCAAGUCCACCUUCCCUUUGCAUUUGGACAUGGGUUGUUCCGCAGAGUUGCUGAAAGAUUAUUUGAUAAUGGAAUAAACUGGCAUCACACAAUCUCCCUGCUAAGCUUCGGAUACAAGAGUUUGAAAUAUGUCUGUCAGGGAGGAAUCAUGGAAUAUUUUGGCAGAGUCACAGAACCCGUUGCAAAGAAUCAAAUCACUCAAUGGAUUGCGGAGCAAGGAGGCUGGACCACUGCCCUUUCCAUUGAGCAUGGCGUCUUGAAAUGGCUGUUUGGAAUCUUUGUGAUUGCUAUGCUGGGUGUGGCAAUUGUGUGCAAGAUUUACAAAUCGUAAACCAAGUGCUGUGCUGGAUCAAAGCUGGUCUUGGCCAAGCAGCAUAUUUGCUCACUUCACCCAGGUGGUGGAGGUCCUUUUUUUAUUGUCAAAUUUUGAAAAAUCGAAAUAGUGUUUUUGAAUUUUUCUUUAGUUAUUUAAGAUUUUGGGAAACGUGCUGGGCCACACUUACAUUUUUCUAAAAAUAUAAUAUAACGAAAUUAAAUGUAUGACAGUUACUGGUAACUGUCUACAUUGAUUGCUUGAAAUGGGUAUUUGUGGUAACAUUAUGGACAAGGUGGUAUCAUGUGCCUUUGGUAAACAAUGCUUUGCCUUUAUUUGUGUAGUAGUAUUAAUAUACUGUAUACAAAUAUUAUUUCAAUGUUCACACAUUUACCUGAUGAGAAUGUGAUAAUUAGGCUGUUGAGAAGAUGGUAGAGUGAUGUGGUUGAACUUUUCUCUUUCUGUUAAUUAAGCUGAAUGGUAGUUCUUAGCCUGCAGAAGGAUCCUAAGGCACGUUUACAUGUAAGUUUAAUCCCAGGUUAUACUGAAUGCUGGAUCACUAGAAAAAUCUGAGACACAUUUGAGUACAGGAAGAGUUUUAUUCUUGUAAUGGCUUUGUAGUUUCUUUGUGAGGCAGGAGCAUCAGGCGUUCUCCUUGCUGACCUAUUCUGUCUGAGUUUCUUUGGCAUUAGUGCUCAGGAUCCUCUCCUUGAGGCUCCGCUGGUGGUCACCUUCCAUCCUAAAUCCUCCUAUCAUCCACUCUCCACAAAUCUGGCAUUAUUAUGGACCUUACCAGUCCGUGUGUUUUUUAAAGUGGUACUUGUGCAGAAUGAGGUGGUAUUGUAAUCUGUAAACUCAUCUGCUGACUGAGCCCCAUUCUGAGCAGGCACUUUGUUGUGAUACAUAAGGGAUUAUGUGACAUUUCUUAAGCCACCAUUCUUCAUCAGUCGCACUGCUCUGCUCUCUAACACCUCUCCAUUUUCACCCUCCCGUAUUGUUUCAUACCAUCAGAAUAAAUGAGCAAAGCCAUCAGUUACGUCUAGAGUAGAAAACAUUUCGAUAUAAGCUGCACUUCAUCCAUUACUCUUCUUUAUCUUAAAAUCUAGCUUUUUAAAACUCUGCUACCAUUUCCUAAUCUUUUUGUUCAUUUUUAUCUCACUGUUUUUAACUUCUGGUGCCCUGUAUGAUGGAUAUUUGUGCCUCUUUGCAGUAAGGAAAAAGCUGAUGGUGAUCACUAAAUUUGAUUAAAAUACCUCUUGAUCAGUGUGUGCAAUUUUGUCGAGUGGAUAAAAUUCCUUGUUAUUUUAAGUUAACUAUUGAUAUUCAAAGUGUAAUUUGAUUUAUUUAUGCCACCCUGCCUCUCACAGAUGUAUUUAUAGAAACCUUGCAUGUAAGUAUGUUUUGUGUACAGAAGCUUGGUUUCUGUUUAAACUUUAAAGUACUUUUGCAUUGGCUAUUCAUUUCAAAAUUCCCAUGUUCAUAGUUUUUUUUAAACGAAGACUCCUGAGUGAACUUAAGAAAUUUCUGACUGUUAUAUUAUUAUUUUCCCACAAUAUGCAAACUUGCAACCAAAAGUUUCCAAGUUCCAAAAACAUAAAUGAGUCAUUAUUCAAUCUCAUUCAUCUGAAGCGAUUACCACCAGCUUGUUUUUACUGAAACCAUGGCAGUAGAUCUGGCACGCACACCACACCAAAAUGGAACAGAGUAAUGGAACUGACCAAAAACAGGAGGCGAUAGUAGCAUCUUUGUGUGUAAGAUUGCAAACCAUGAUUUAUCUUCAAUUAGCCUAAUAUGACUUCUAUAUCAAACAAACAACUGAAUCCUCUCUCAGUACAUAAUAUAGUUAACAUUCUUUUAAAUUAAUGCAGUGCCUUUACAUCAUUUGGUGAUUGUGUCAUUUGUUGCUCAUUUUAGAAAAUGUUCACCAAGGGCAGCCUGAUGUCCUUUGCAUUGACUUUGCCUACAGCUUCAUCAUAGCUAUUACUUUCAGUGUAAUCUGCUUCAAACUAUCAUCUAACCACAAUGCAGCACAUAGUUUAGUACACACCAUACAAGGUCUUUAAAAAAACAAAAUCAGGACAAGAGUAUCAGAUGAACCCUGAUCCUAUUCUGAUCAUUUUUUUAAUGAUAAGCAUUAUUGUCCUGAUUUAAUGAAUGUUCUACGUCUCCUCAGUUGGUCAUCACUUGCAGGGAAGAUACUUCAGCUAACACUUAAAAAUUAAAGAACUUUGCAAAUUACAUUACUUCAUAAAUUUUAUUCAUGAUUCUUUGAAUAUUGAAAUUAACAUUUUUCUCCUUGACAAAAACUGCUGGAGGUUGGAGACUGAGAAACCAUUGAAAUUUACCUUUACAAUGAUAACAUUCAGCUAAUUCAAGUUAAACAGAUCAAAUCUGUUUAUCUCAGAUUUGUGGAACUCGAGAUACCAGGAACCAAGCUUAUUCUGGGAUUUACAAAUUAUCUUGCUGUGACCAUCAGGAAUUAAAUUGAAUAUGUGCACCAAUCUAUUCAUAUGCUCCAUAGCUUCGUUGUUAAUCUUCCUUAUAUUGUGAUUGUGGCUACUUGCUGUCCUCAGUUCAGUGUAUUUCUGGUUUUCCAUAUACUUCAGUGGGUUUGCAAGAAUAUCCUUUUGAUUGUACCUUGAGCUCACACCACAUAACAACUGAAAUAAUUUCUAAAUUACAAUCUUAUGGACUUUGCAUCUUGUUGUGUUACAUGUAUAUUCAACUGUGUCACUCUGCCUGAUCAGCUCUAUUACUCCCUUCUGACUCUGGACUAUCAGUGCAGUUACAACAUAUGCAUGGAUUUUAAUGCUCUUCGAUUUAUUGCCUCAGAGGAGUAUGUAGUGUCUGUAAUGAGAAGGAAGUAGGGUUCUGAAUCCAGGCAUUAAAGUAUUGCUACAAGUAAUAUGGAUUCAAAACCAUUAAUUUUCUCAUUAGGCAGAAUCUUCUGUAAUUGAAUGACCAUUUUCAUCAAAAAUGUUUAUACAUUUGCAGGCACGAUUGCAUUGUAGAGGAAUGUACCGGUACUUCAUUUUUGACGAUAUGCAGUGUCAUCUCGAUGUGAUUAUAGGGCUCCUCAGUUGCCACCAUUUGCAGGGAAGAUACCUUGAAUGAUACCUAAAUAUGAAAUAAAAUUACCACAUUGCAUCCUUUAUAUAUUUUAUUCAUGAUUGUUUGAAUGCUGAAGUAAACAUUUUCUUCCUUGAUGCAAACUGCUGAAAAUUGUAAAUCGAAGUUUGAGAAAUGAUUGGAAUGCUAACCAGA